Homalodisca vitripennis (glassy-winged sharpshooter) is the source of this 864-nucleotide messenger RNA. Its product is annotated as cyclin-K-like. Gene Ontology annotation, molecular function: cyclin-dependent protein serine/threonine kinase activator activity. Gene Ontology annotation, cellular component: nucleus; cyclin/CDK positive transcription elongation factor complex. Lineage: Eukaryota; Metazoa; Arthropoda; Insecta; Hemiptera; Cicadellidae. Gene Ontology annotation, biological process: positive regulation of DNA-templated transcription, elongation; regulation of transcription by RNA polymerase II. The record is from RefSeq and is a predicted model, not a curated record.
GUAACUGGUUAACUUGUUGGUUUGUGAGGAAAGAUUUGUAUCUAAUGUUUAUUAAAGUGUUCAAGGAAAGGGUAUGUAGUUAUGAAACAGUGAACUGAUUAAAAAUAUUGAAGAAGAAGCUAAUUUUCUCCUGAAAAUGGAUCCUAAUUGCGGUAUGCCAUGUUGGUACUUUGAGAAGAAAGAGUUAAGGAACACUCCUUCUGUUCAAGAUGGCAUUGAGUACGAGACUGAGUGUCGAUACAGGAAGGAAGGAGCCAGAUUCAUCAUUGACACUGGAACAAAGAUGGACCUAGGCUACAACACUAUGGCCACUGGAGUCGUUUAUUUUCAUAGAUUUUACAUGUAUCAUUCAUUUAGAAAUUUCCCCCGUUACGUCACAGCUUGUUGCUGUUUAUUUUUAGCAGGAAAAGUUGAGGAAACACCAAAGAAGUGUAAAGAUAUCAUAAAGACUGCCAAAGGUCUUCUAACAGAGCAGAAAUUUGCAACAUUUGGUGAAGAUCCAAAGGAGGAAGUAAUGACAUUGGAAAGGAUUCUCCUACAGACCAUUAAGUUUGACUUGCAGGUGAGCACCCCUAUAGCUUUCCUCCUAAAAUAUGCAAAAAGUCUCAAGGGAGACAAGCAAAAGCUACAUAAAAUGGUGCAGAUGGCAUGGACAUUUGUCAAUGACAGCUUGUGUACAACACUGUGUCUUCAGUGGGAACCAGAAGUGAUAGCAGUAGCUCUCAUGUACUUGGCAGGAAAGCUCAGCAAGUUCGAGGUAGUGGACUGGAUCGGCCGUCAUAGUAAACAUCUGCGUUGGUGGGACAUGUUCGUGGAGGAUAUAACUAUGGAUCUUUUGGAAGGUAAUGCGUUACAAAAAGGAGC